Messenger RNA from Sphenostylis stenocarpa, 1416 nucleotides. The record is from the annotation of a GenBank genome assembly. Lineage: Eukaryota; Viridiplantae; Streptophyta; Magnoliopsida; Fabales; Fabaceae.
AUGUCAUUUUCGUUGUUCGCCACCCCACAACAGCAACAGCAACCGCAACAGUCUCCUUUUCAGCCACAGCAAACCAGUUUGUUCCUUCCGCAGCAGCUGCAGCAGCAGCAGCAGCAGCAACAACAGUUUCUACCACAACAGCAGCAGCAGCAGCCGCAACAGCAGUUGUUUUUGUUCACUAACGAUAGAACACCCGCUAGUUAUAGUACCAAUUGGGCGGAUCUACAUCCUGACUCCCAGAAGAUUCUCCUUCAGAUCGAGGAGCGGAUAUUGGAGUAUAGGGAUGAAAGCCAGAGACUAGAUCAGUGUAGUCGUCUCUAUGAUUCUUCAGUUUCCAACGAUGGAUUUGAGCUUGACGCGGGCCAUAUUGUACAGGAACUUGGUGGAAUUAGCACUGGAAUGGAACGACAGAAAACUUUGCUACAGGAACUGAUGUCCACUGUUAAGGACAUGUUACGCAACACAGAGGUUGCUGUUCGUUCCUUUAUGAUACUACGCCCUAGGUUCCUUCAUCCCAGUGGGGGUUCAUCAAGUGCCACUGCCCCAUCACAGACUCCUGGAGCGACUGUAGCACCUGGUUCUGGUGGCCAACUGACAACUGCAUCUAUAGUGCCUGUUUUUGAUUUUUACAGUGGUCUUCCAAAGAAACCAUCUCCGUUUUUACAGCAAACAAUUUUAAGAUUUGAGAAGUAUCUUUGUGAGUGCCAUCAGUGGAUUGAAGAGUUGGAGCAGCUGCUUCUUUUGGACUCUGAGAGAAAUGCUUCCAGUAAUGGAUCCUCAUUAUUGCAAUCUCUUCCCAAGGUCAUGACAAAUGUGCAUGACUUUUUUGUUCAUGUGGCUGCGAAGGUGGAGAGCAUUCAUCAGUACAUUGAAUCUAUGAAAUCAUCAUACCUAGCUGAUCAGCGUCGUCGGGGGGAGGCAAAUGACCCAUUUUUGGAGGCAGAUCGGCGUGAAACUGCAAGACAAGAGGCUGCCUCAAAAAGAGUUCAUCCGAUGUUGCAUUUACCUGCAAAUCCACAACCCUCAACCCAAGUUGCUGGGUUGUUUUCGAGUUCAGGGACUCCAGCAGCAUUGCCUGCCCCACAGACAUCUGCAUCUUUGUCAUCAGGAAGUGGAUUCUCUCUUUUUAGUACACCAUCAUCUGCUCCUUCGUCUUCUAUGUUGUCAUCUCUGUUUACAACACCAACUCCUGCUGCAAUACCUCAAACCUCACUUUUUGGUUCUGCAACAUCUGUACCUGGCCCUGCAUCAACUCCCUCUCUGUUUGGUAACACUUCGCCGUUGUUCAGUUCAACUCCAGCUACAAAUUCACUCUUUUCUACUCCAUUUGGUUCAGGCGCUGCAACAGGAUCGGGGGCUAGCUUUGGACCUGGAUCGAAAAAUCCACGGGCGAAAUCCAGAACUGCUCGACGCUAA